GAAGAGCAAAGUUGGAAUUUUACUUUCAAGAACAUCAAAACACUGGAAAGUGUAGCAUAUUUUUGACCCCAACCGGUACAAAAGGCUGGGCUUUACAUAUUUUGGACUCUUUUUUUAUGUCACUGCAAUGGGCCGGCCAUGGAUGGCUGAAUGAAUGUGGAUGUCAUCUUCUUUGUUGGUUCUCACUCUGUUCUCAGCUUUGGCUCUGCUCUGCGGCACUCUUAUCCUCCUUGUAAUCCAUCCUGAUUCCUGAAGCUGCUCUUCUUUUGUUUGGGAUAAUCUUCUAUGGAACAUGCUUAGAAACUCGUGACUGUCGUCGGAUUUGUUAUGGUGUGGCCAACAACCAACUAUAGAGCCAAAAUAACCGGAAAAGUUUUGCGUUUUGAGAGAUUUCCGGUUUCAGGUUGUGAAGAUGAAUGAAAAACUGGUCCUGGGUCUCGGGGGAAUUGGGACUGUGAAUGUGAAUUGGAAAGGACUGUCAUCGAUGAAGUAUGGUUCAGCUUCGGUUUCAACGAGGAAGCCAAAGUCGGAGCCGAAUCCAAGCCGCCGUUUGCGGUGUCCAUCAUUGAUGAUGGAAACGACCGCCUCCCAAGUCACUGGCUCCGAAUCUGGAACUAGUGCAUCCACCUCAAAAUCCAUGCCUCGUCGUCUCAUUCUCCUUCGUCAUGCGGAGAGUUCCUGGGAAAAUCCUUCACUGCGAGAUCAUGAUCGUCCCCUAAGCCAAGCUGGGCGUGCUGCUGCUGUCAGUGUUUCUCAAAAGCUCCAACAACUGGGUUGGAUUCCUGAACUCAUUCUGUGCAGCGAUGCAGUGAGAACAAAGGAGACGUUAAAGAUUAUGCAGGAACAAGCGGAAGGCUUGUUGGAAGCGGAGGUCCAUUUCAUUUCAAGCUUUUAUUCUAUUGCAGCUAUGGAUGGCCAAACUGCCGAGCAUCUUCAACAAGCUAUUUGUAAAUAUUCAAGGGAUGACAUCCUCACCAUCAUGUGUAUGGGACAUAAUAGGGGAUGGGAGGAGGCAGCGUCAAUGUUUGUAGGAGCCUCCAUAGAACUGAAGACAUGCAAUGCUGCUUUACUUGAAGCUGCAGGAAAAUCUUGGGAAGAGAAUUCAGUGCUGCAAAUUUCACAAAGGAAACAUUUUCUUGGUGAGGGAGACACGGAUAAAUAUUUUCAUUUGUUGAAAAGUGCCGCAAGCUUUGCAAAGGAAACGUUUUCUUGGUGAGGGAGACGGAUAAACAUCUUCAUUUGUUGAGGGCGCUAACAAAGCAGAGAUUUUACUUUUAGACAAUAAUGUUUGCUAUUUACUUCUGCUAGUUGCUUAUUAAUGUGUUAUUUUGGCAUCUUUUGAGCAAAAAUAUUUAUAGAGUAAGUUUAGACUAAUUACCUGCAAUCAGGCAGUUGCCUUGGACCCCAACAUCUUAGGAAGGCCUCGCCAACAAAGAGAAUUCAUUAAGUUGGUAAAUUAUUUUUCUAUUCUCCUUAGUCAAAGACCUAAAUUUUCUCCAAACCCUUAAAAGAUGGUAGGUUCUUUCUCUCUAAAUCCUUAACAAGUUGGAGAAUUUUAUACUCUCUCACCCUCAUAUGCCUUUCUCAUUCUCUUCUCUCAGACACAUGCCCCACUUAAAUCAGUUCAUCUCUCCCAUCUUUCUAUUCUCACGGCAUUUUCUCUAUAAUCCACACCUCUACUUUUUUUUUAAUAAAUAAUAUAGAUUUUAAUAUUUUACUAUUAGUUGUAUUUUAGCAUGUGAGGAUUUGAAUCUUCAACCUGUUCAAACUUCUAACAAGUGGCUACCACAACAAGGCUAAGAGCUACUUCUUUAUAAUCCAUACCUCUACUUGAAAACUCCAUUGCAGAAGAUCAUUGUAUCUUUUCAAAUUGUGUUCAUAUUGCUUGUGAAAAAUUUAUUUUGUAGUUUAAAGCAUAUCUAACUCUCUAACAAGAGUUCAACUGCAUAUUUUCCUAUAUUUGGUGUUUAUGAUACUCUCUUAAGCUCUAGGUAGGGUUAAAAACAAAGAUUGUUGGUUUUCGAAUUUUUUUUUUUUUUUAAAAUAGGUAUUGUUUAAAUUCUUGCCUUUUGCCUAAAACUAGCAUGAUACGGUCCUGUUGCAGUAGCUCACUCUUAUUGUUCAUUGGACAAAAUUCAUUACUCAAUAUUUGUGAAUUUUCCUCAAUAUUUAUCUACACC
This is a messenger RNA of Tripterygium wilfordii, 2180 nucleotides long. RefSeq lists its product as uncharacterized. The record is from RefSeq and is a predicted model, not a curated record. The transcript is spliced from 5 exons. Bases 413 to 1216 code for a protein of 267 amino acids. Lineage: Eukaryota; Viridiplantae; Streptophyta; Magnoliopsida; Celastrales; Celastraceae.